AUGGCAUCAAGCAAGCAAGCAAGAAUGUUCCCUAUUAUUUUAGAUAUUAGCAAAUUAAAUGAGAUUAUAGAGAUUUUGAAGCAAUACAACUUUUCUGAAGCUAAAUGGUUUGAGUUUGGGUUAAAACUUGGUCUAAUUCAUCCUACACUGGAAGCUAUUGAUGCUAAUCAUAGAGGAAAUACUUCACAUUGUCUGAUGGAGUGUUUAUCCAAGUGGCUGAGUAAAGCACAUCACCCUACUUGGCAGACAUUGGCUAGUGCUCUUAGAAAAUUGGAAGCAAAAGCAGUGGCUGAAAAUAUUGAGAAAACAAUGGUUGAUCCUGCUAGCCAGCUACUACAGCAUUACAGUAGUAGAAUAUCUGGAGCAACACUCUCUGAAGAAUCAGUUCAUCUGUUACAUACAGAAGGACUGAUAUCUGAAGAGACAUUGAGGGAAGUGAAGAGUUGUGGAUACACACUAACAGAUGAUGCAAUGAGAGAAAUAUACACAGCAGUAGCUUAUGAUCAUAACAAAUUGAAAUCAUUUGCUAGCAUAUUAAAAUCAACAGGCACUGUUAGUAUAGCCAAUGACUUAAUGAGAGACUGUGAGGACAUCUUUGAGGCAGAAAAUUCCACUAGUGGUUUUGGAGCACACAAUGAAUCAAGUAUUGUUGCACCAAUAAUAG
This is a messenger RNA of Amphimedon queenslandica, 664 nucleotides long. RefSeq lists its product as uncharacterized. Gene Ontology annotation, molecular function: protein binding. The transcript has 4 exons. The record is from RefSeq and is a predicted model, not a curated record. The annotation marks the transcript as partial. Lineage: Eukaryota; Metazoa; Porifera; Demospongiae; Haplosclerida; Niphatidae. Gene Ontology annotation, biological process: signal transduction.